AUGGAGACGGCGGUUAACAAGCUCGAGGCCAUGUUCCAGAAGGCAGAGUCUGAUCUGGAUUAUAUUCAACACAGAGUGGAGUAUGAAAUAAGGAAAAGUCUUCCUGAUGAUUCAGCAGCAGAGGAAAAUGCGUUUGCUAUCCUGGAAGAACUCGCAGCGGUGAAAUCUCAUUAUAAAACUUUGUGUAUGAAGCUGGACAAAAUUUAUGCAGAGCAGAGCGAAUCUAUGGCAGCCAUUCGUGCUGCUACAGAGAACACCACAAAGAUGGUUCAGGCAUUACAGCAACAUGCUGAGCACUUACCUCUGUCAGAAGAAGAACAGACUGCAGCACAGCAGUUAACCUGCGAAACUGUUAAAAAAACGGAAUCGCUGAUGAAAGAGGUAAUUAGGCCACAGAGUGUCAGUAUUCCAGAAACCAUUAAUCCCGAGUAGCUCAGCUGAAGUCAGAAGGAUGGUUUUGUGGCUUAAUACCUCCCAAAUCAAUGGAGUUUUCCACCAAUGGGACUACAGUUUCUAACAAGCCUUUUUUUUUUUAAUUGUAUACUGAUUAAGCUUAUGGUUUGUUCCAAUUAAAUUGUCCACAAAUUAAAAAUUUGCUUUGACAAGAGACUUGUUUUUUAAUUGGGAUAUGUUUAUCUUUCUUUUCAGAGAUGUGUAGUUGGUUGCUCUUGUCCAUCCUGUUUCUCUGUUAACACAUUUGGGUGGGAGUGAAGGAUGUAAUUGAUUCAAGCCAGUGUAUACCAAAAUGGAGAGAAAUGUAAUUUCCUGUAAAAUAUCAAAUAAACUUUGCAA
Indicator indicator is the source of this 792-nucleotide messenger RNA. It is a transcript of the gene SKA2, whose product is annotated as spindle and kinetochore associated complex subunit 2. Gene Ontology annotation, cellular component: outer kinetochore; spindle microtubule. The record is from RefSeq and is a predicted model, not a curated record. The transcript is spliced from 4 exons. Gene Ontology annotation, biological process: mitotic cell cycle; cell division; chromosome segregation. The coding region runs from base 1 to 432 and encodes 143 amino acids. NCBI's taxonomy places the organism in Eukaryota, Metazoa, Chordata, Aves, Piciformes, Indicatoridae. Gene Ontology annotation, molecular function: microtubule binding.